UUUACACAAUCCACUUUACAAAAAGCAGCUAAAACAGCGUCGUUUCGAGAAUGAGCAAAGCAGGCAACUUCGGCGGAGGCCUGGGAUAUUCCCACAAAGACUGGCCGAAACACUUUCCACCAAUCCCAAGGAACCAGUUCCAGAAAAGUGGUAACCAGUCUUUGUACGAAGUGAAGGAGACGAAGACCGCACGCGUUACGAGGGUGGACACACCUGGGUGCACCGUGUCAAGCCUCAUCUACUGGAUCGACGGCAAAAACCUCCACUUCUUCGCCGACGAACCCGACAUUCCCGAGUACCGCUACAACGGACGCAAAUACGGAGGGACGAUGGUUUUCGAUCCGGUGGCUUACGAGAUGAAGAAAGCUAGGGCUAAGCUUGUCAAUGGAGUUCUGUGGGUCACCGUUCCCAAGAUCACGGGCGUGAAUGCCAAGACGGUUACCAUUGAGAAGGUCAAGAAUCUCAAGAUCACAAGAGACGACGCGGUUUGAUGAUGGCCCGUACGUACGUUUUUGUCUUUAUCCGACGUGUCUCUUGCCUCGUUAUGGUGUCUAGGGUUUAUGGGUCUAGUCUUCUCUGGUUUUUAAUAAAUGUGUCUCUGUGACGUGGACUUUAUAUCCUAUCCGCGUGUCGUGUCUAUUGCCCUCUCGUUAUGGUGUCUAGCUAGGGUUUAUGGGUGUAGUCUUCUCU
This is a messenger RNA of Raphanus sativus (radish), 690 nucleotides long. RefSeq names its product 14.7 kDa heat shock protein. The transcript is spliced from 2 exons. The coding region runs from base 51 to 491 and encodes 146 amino acids. Lineage: Eukaryota; Viridiplantae; Streptophyta; Magnoliopsida; Brassicales; Brassicaceae. The record is from RefSeq and is a predicted model, not a curated record.